AGCUCGCAUCAAUCCCCUCAGAAAAUGCCUACCACAUAAAGUCGGAGAUUGUAUCGUGAAGCACAACGAAUGAAGAGAAACUGCCUGCUUUCAUUGACGUCGACGAAUCUGUGGAUCGUAUUCGUGAAGGCUUUCCUUCCUACGCACCGAUGAUGCUUUGACGUCAAUCUCUUUUACGCAGUCGCAAGGAAGGAGACGAACACCGAAACCAUCUCGCGCACGUAUUCCUUGUCCGCCUCUCUCAGCAACUCUGUUUGGCUUUAACAGCUCAAAUCUGUGUUGAUAACCUCUUACUAUAACAGUCGUAAACGACGAGCCACUGCCGAAGACGCACACGCCGUUUUGGUUAACGGUAAUACCGCGCGCUAUUUAAAGUAGCAGACUCCCUCCCCCCAUUUUUUUUUGAUUCGAACCUUUUCUUGGAGUUUGUUAGAGUGGAGAGGAGAGAGAGAGAGAGGGAUGGGGGAUUGGAGAACGGGAUGGGAGGGGAGGGGAGUGGGGAGGUGGUUGGGGUUCGUGACGGCGGUGUGGGUCCAGUGUAUCUCCGGCAACAACUACACUUUCUCCAACUACUCCGACGCGCUCAAGAGCCUGAUGGGCCUCACCCAGCUCCAGCUCAACAACCUGUCCGUCGCCAAGGACAUCGGAAAGGCCUUCGGACUCCUCGCGGGCCUCGCCUCAGACCGCCUUCCCACCCCGAUCAUCCUCCUCAUCGGCUCCGUCGAGGGCCUCGUCGGCUACGGCGCCCAGUGGCUGGUCGUCCGACAAUCCAUCCGCCCCCUGCCCUAUUGGCAGAUGUGCGUCUUCUUGUGCAUGGGCGGGAACAGCACGACGUGGAUGAACACCGCGGUGCUGGUGACCUGCAUCCGCAACUUCCGACGGAACCGCGGGCCGGUGUCGGGGAUCCUCAAGGGCUACGUCGGGCUCAGCACCGCCAUCUUCACCGAUAUCUGCUCCGCCUUGUUCGCCGACAGCCCCGCCGCGUUCCUCCUCAUGCUCGCGGUCGUCCCCGCCGCGGUUUGCACCGCGGCGAUGUUCUUCCUCCGCGAAUCGCCGCCUGCCGGAGACGACUCGGCGGCGGACCUCGACGGCGCCGAGGCUAAGUACUUCGGGGUCAUCAACGCGAUGGCGGUGGUGAUCGCGGUUUACCUCCUGGCCUUCGACCUCACGGGCCGCCACGGCGCGCUCGUGUCCAGGCUCUUCGCGGCGGGGCUCCUCGUGCUACUGGCGGCGCCGGCGGCGGUGCCUAUCCACAUAAGCCUGAAGGCGAGGUGCAGGCCGCGGGGCGGCGCGUCGGAGGACGGCGGGGUCAGCGAGGCGCCGCUGCUGGCCGAGGAGGCGGCAGAGGGGGAUGCGAAAAACGGCGGAGAGAUGAGCAGCCGUGAGGAUGAGGCGGAGGGUAAGGGGAGGCCGGAGAUCGGGGAGGACCACACGAUAGUGGAGGCGGUGAAGACGGUGGACUUCUGGGUGCUCUUCUCCUCGUUCCUGUGCGGCGUGGGGACGGGGAUGGCGGUGAUGAACAACAUGGGUCAGAUGGGGCUGGCCUUGGGCUACACCGACGUCUCUAUCUUCGUCUCCAUGCUCAGCAUCUGGGGCUUCUUCGGCCGCAUCACCUCCGGAACCAUCUCCGAGUACUUCAUCAAGGAACAUGCAACCCCGAGGCCUCUAUGGAACGCAGCCUCACAGAUCCUGAUGGCCGUGGGCUAUGUCGUCAUGGCUCUGGCCGUUCCCGGGUCGCUCUACAUCGGUUCGGUCGUGGUGGGGUUGUGUUACGGCGUCCGUCUCGCCGUCUCAGUGCCCACAGCAUCAGAGCUGUUCGGCUUGAAGUACUAUGGCCUCAUCUACAACAUCCUCAUCCUCAAUCUUCCGCUCGGCUCCUUCCUCUUCUCCGGUCUCCUUGCUGGCCUCCUUUACGAUUCUCAGGCGACCAAGACGGAAGGUGGGGCCAACACCUGCGUCGGAGCCCAUUGCUACAGGAUGGUGUUUGUGAUCAUGGCCCUCGCAUGCAUCGUCGGCUUCGGAUUGGACGUGGUGUUGGCAUUUAGGACGAAGAAGUUGUACCGACAGAUCCAGUCGAGCAAGAGAACGAGGAAAGCAGCGAGUCGGCAUCGGAUCACCAAAGGCUGAUGACACGAGUGUUUUUCUCUUCUUUCCUUAACUGUUCCCUGGUGGUGCUAAUAUGUGUGCACCGGAUGUCAACUUCUCUUUUACCACGAGGCCCGUAAGUAAGCAUUGUAGCCGUCGGUUUUAAGAUGCAACAUCAUUACUGUAAGCAGAAGAGAAAGGAACGAACACGACCUGUUUUUAAUAGCGCUUUUUUGUAAGCACAAGCAGCUGUUUGCUUGAAUAAAUAAUAAAACAAAUGCCUCGUGCAUGUGUUUUUUUAA
This is a messenger RNA of Musa acuminata AAA Group (dessert banana), 2387 nucleotides long. RefSeq names its product protein NUCLEAR FUSION DEFECTIVE 4. The transcript is spliced from 3 exons. Lineage: Eukaryota; Viridiplantae; Streptophyta; Magnoliopsida; Zingiberales; Musaceae. The coding region runs from base 460 to 2127 and encodes 555 amino acids. Gene Ontology annotation, cellular component: membrane. The record is from RefSeq and is a predicted model, not a curated record.